Messenger RNA from Rhipicephalus microplus (southern cattle tick), 1235 nucleotides. RefSeq lists its product as uncharacterized. Lineage: Eukaryota; Metazoa; Arthropoda; Arachnida; Ixodida; Ixodidae. The record is from RefSeq and is a predicted model, not a curated record.
AGCCGAGCGUCUCUCGCGUCUUUUGCCGUCUGGGGCUCGGUGCUAAAACUCAUUCAUGAAGGACAACGAAAAAUAUGUCCUGUACCGCUUCACCGGACACCCGGUCAGCGGCGUCAACUGGAGACCGACGCGGCUGGUCGACGACGUGCCUGAGGUGCGCAAAUGCCGCGUUUGUGAACUUAUUCCGAAGAAGAUAGUGAGGUUGCCAUGUAAGCACUUUUUGUGCGAGUACUGCCUCGACUGCGCCUCCCAGUCUGGCAGCGGGCUGUGCCCCGUGGAUCGCACGACCUUCAAGGUAGCGAAGUGCGCAGUCAUAAGCUUCCCCGCCAAGAAAGCCAACCGCUUGAAAGUUUACUGUUGGAAUCACAGAUCGGGCUGCGAGUUCAAGGGCCCCAUUGAGGAUCUUCUGCAGCACUACGAGAACGAUUGCGUCUUCCACUUGCUGCGUUGCGAAACAGGAAGGCACUGCCUGCCACGCGAACUCGCUGUAGAGCACUUCAUUAAUAUGUGUGACAAGAGACUUCCAUGUUCCGAGUUGUAUCACUCGGCCUUGCAAACUACACCAGCUGCUUCUGCAGAUACCAGCGUCUAUGAGGACCGUUCGCAAACUACAGCUCCUGCUUCUGCAGAUACCAGCGUUUAUGAAGACCGCUCGGAAACUACAGCACCUGCUUCUGCAGAUACCAGCGUCCAUGAGGACCACUCGACAACUACAGCUGCUGCUUCUGCAGAAACAAGCGUCAACGAUAACCGCUCGCAUACCACAGCUACUGCUUCUACAGAUGCCAGCGUCAACGAGAACCGCUCGCCUACUACAGCGGCUGCUUCUGUAGAUACCAGCGUCAAUGUGGAACACGAUAAGGCGCAAUUAAGAGACGUUCUCAAAGAAAUCCAGCUGUCUGCACUUCAGGACCAGAUGGCUGUGCUCAUAAAACGUGUCGCUUAUCAGCAUGCCGUACUAAAGGAAGUCAUUGACGGGCAAAAACUAGUAGCGCUUACUCUGAGGGAUACCCUGACCGAGGUCGUAACAAGAGCAAUUUCCGAAAGUUUUCCGCGACAGCCGAAGUCAAAAAGUUUCACGGAUGACGACGCCACAUCGUCGGCCCUGUCACUGUCCUCGGAGAAGGUAGUCAUACUUAGAAAGCUUGAACAUUACGCCAACGUAACGCUCGGCACUCUCGAAGAGUUACGUCAGAACAUGCGUCAAUUUGAUCAUCCUGCUGUAAUUGCUCGUU